Molecule: messenger RNA, 3378 nt
Organism: Helobdella robusta
Lineage: Eukaryota; Metazoa; Annelida; Clitellata; Rhynchobdellida; Glossiphoniidae
Exons: 9
Coding region: 1-1626 (541 amino acids)
Biological process (GO): homophilic cell-cell adhesion; heterophilic cell-cell adhesion
Cellular component (GO): adherens junction
Source: RefSeq, a predicted model, not a curated record
AUGAAUGGGAAACUUCCCACCUCGGCGUUCAUGUUGGUGACGUCACUUGCUUACGUCAUUUUUGCUCAAGUCGACGAUUCAAUAACGUACGAAUUGGCGGACGUUGGGGAUGAUUUAACCUUGAAAUGCGCACUGCAGCUAGCAAACAACGACCAAAUUAAUUGGAACAACCCAAAAGGGAAACUGAUAAUUGCUAAUGAUAAAUUUGUUUUCGGCACAAACAGCUCGAACCCGUCAGCCGGUUCUAACAAUUAUAACACGAUGACGAUAACCGAUCUCAGUCUGCAGGACGCUGGCCGUUAUACGUGUCAAGCGAGCAGUGAUAAGUCUCUCAAAACCAUCGUGGUUGUUGUUUUUGAUACUGUGAAAGUUUGGGUAGAUCCAACUCAGGGAUUGAAAGUCGGCGAUCCGAUGAGAAUAAACUGCACAGUGACAUACAGUAUAGAAAAAUUAUCAACUUUAGCCCAGCGAUUGACUUUCGUAAUUAGCGUUGGUAACCAGCAGCUGACCACAAUGGAGUCAAGUUCGCCUGAUACCACCGCUUCUGGAACUGUCAAUAAGUGGAUUUCAUACAACACCACCGCCACCAACGAGAUGAAGACCAACAACAUAACCUGCCUCCUGCAAACAGACGAUAAUUCGUACUCUCAGGCUGGAUUUGGAAGGGCCAACAUACCAUUCGCUCCAACGGUCUCCGACAUACAAGUCCUCAACAUGCAAAGAUCCUACCAGGCGAAAGAUGUCGUACAAUGUUCAAUAAUCAGUAACCCACCAUCUACCGUCACUUGGAUCCUUAAUGGUACCGGUUUAACUAAUUGUAUUGGUAGCACCUCCAACAAUCCUGGGACGAUUUCUUCUGGACCUGGCUACUCUACACUUAGUUUUAACUGCCUAGGAACUCAAACUUGGAUCUGCACGGGUCGUUAUCAGAAUACAGAUGGCAUUAUGGUUAACGUUAAUAAGACGUUUACGUUUUCAGAACUAAACAAUUCUUUAGUGCUCGAUUCAAACAACAACACAGUCGUGCCCUCUGGAGCAGUUAACAAUGGAAAGCCAAGCAUCAUUGGAAAGAAUGAAGGUGUAUUAAGUUACGCCGGCACGCCGCAUUGCUACAUUAGCAUAAAUUAUUUGUUACAAUAUUACGAUGACAAAAAAUUUCUAGUUGAUGCGGUUGGCAUCGGCGUCGGUGUUGGAGUUGGCGUCGGAGUUCCGCUACUCAUCGGCCUCAUCCUGCUCAUCUGCUGUCUCAGCAAAAGAAAAAGCGAGGCCAAAGACGCAAAGAAAAAGCCUCCUCUAAAAGAGCAACAAAAGCAGCCGACAAAAACGCAACAGCAGCCGCAGCAACCUAAUCCUUACAAACCAAAAAAUGCGACUGUGAGUCUCCAGGCAAAUCCUGCCUUCCACGCCCCACCAGUUUUGACCCAACAAAUGAACCCUAACGGACAACCGGUAACCGUUGGAGCCCCUGGUUUCCCUGACAUCGGGGUGAAACAUUUGGGGGGUAGCGGGAGCAUCCCUCAGCUGAAUGAAUCUUACGAUAACCAGGCCUACCAAAACACAGUCUCCGCCAAUAAUGUUAAAAUUGAUUUCGGGAAAGCCGCUCUGGGUGGGGUGACAAAUAUUUGAAUUCCCUCCCCCUCUCUUUUUUUCUCACUUUCUCACUCUCUCUCUCUCUCUCUAGCUUUUUCUCUCCUCUUUUAAAUUUAAAAUUAUCAAUUGAAUAUGCUGAAAUUUUAAUGAUCUUUUUAUAUAUGAGUGAAUGACUUAAUGAAUGAAUGAUUGAAUGAUAAAUAAUUAAUUGAUUAAUUAUAUGGUAAUAAAAUCCAUGCAUUUAUUUUAUGUAUCAUACAUUUUUACAAACUAAUAUUAAUCAUUAGAAGAUAUCUACUUCUGUUUUUAUAUGCCCAUGUAAGAUUUUAUGUAAUCUAUAUCAAGAAUGAUGUAUGUGUGUUUGUGUGUGUGUGUGUGUGUGUGUGUGUGUGUGUGUGUGUGUAGCAGCAUUGUUUUACAUAAUGAUAUACUCAAAUAUUUUUAUCUUUACAAGUUAUUGCUAACAGUUUUUUGAUUUGUUUGAAAUCUUCGCAAAAUUUAUAAUAGCUAUAUCUUGCUUACAUUACAUUUGACGUGAUCUUAUAUCUUGAUAUCUUAUAUCAUAUAUCAUUGCCUUACGAGGCAUGUAUAAAUUGUUCUUUAUAUGUAAGAAUUUUCUGUUGUUAUUAUUAUUAUUAUUAUUGUUUAUUGCGUCAUCGUUGUUGUUUUUUUGUUUUGUUUACUGCAUAGAAUUUAUUUAUUAAUUCCAUUUUAUUUCUCUUUUUUGUUAUUGCUUUUGAUGGUCAUGUAGUUUGAAAAAUUUUCCAGAUCCGAGUUCCGAAUUUCUGAAAAUUUCUUAAACUAUUGCAACAUAAUUUCAUCUUACUGAAUAGAAAAAGACCCUUUAGAAGAGUCUUAAAAAUACCUUCAAAAAUUCCAAUUCCAGCCAAAAUCUCAGACCUAUACAAGUUUGGUUGACACCACGGAGGAAAUGGCAACAAAAGAAUUGUAUAGAGAAUUUUAAAAAUUCCAUACCCAUCUACUUAAGCUGUUUUGUUUCACUAGUUUUUCUUCUUUUUUUUUCUUGAAUACAGAUCAAAAUUGAACAGUGUGUGAGUAUGCGUGCGUGUUUGUGUGUGUUUGUGUGUAUGAUUCUGCAGCAUUCUACAUUCAGUUGAUUUGUAACCUUAGCCUUACACACUCAUGCGCACACAUUCGUGCACACACACACACACACACACACACACAUGCAUACUCACACAACCACACACAUGCAUACUCACACACACACACACACACACACACACACACACACACACACACACACACACAUAUAUAUAUAUAUAUAUAUAUAUUGACAGCAUGACAUAAAGAAAUUUAUAUUUUGUUGUUGUUUUUUAUAUUAUGAGUUAAAUUUAUUAUAUUAUUACAAUUAUUACUCAUUAAUAUUACUUCUAUUAUCGUUAUGAGUUAAAUUUAUUAUAUUAUUAUAAUUAUUACUCAUUAAUAUUACUUCUAUUAUCGUUAUUGUUGUUUGUGACGUCACGCUCAUAUUCUAACGCCUCAGCAUCAUCAUUUGGUUACUCAUUGGGCAGUUUUCAAUAUCUUGUCGGUUCAAAAAUUUGAUCGUUCACAUGUCGUGUUUAAUAAUAAUAUUAGUAAUAAUAAUAUUAUUUUUAUUAUUAUUCUUAUUCUUCUUAUUAUUAUUAUAAUUGUUAAAUCAUAACUCACAAAUAGUUUUUAUAAAGCAAACUUUUUAUUUCUUCAAAUAAUUCGUCUGAAAGUUCCCUAGUUUAGUUAGCAUAGAAAUAAGAAUGGAAUGCUGAUUUAUUAUUAAUUAAUUAAUUA